AGAGAUAGAGAUACACAGGGAGAGAGAAAGAGAGAGAGAGAGAGAUGAGGUAGAAAACAAAAGAGAGAGCGAGACAGACAGAGGGAGAGAGAUAGAGAGACAGAAACAAAGAGAGAGAGAGAGAGAGAGAGAGAGAGAGAGAGAGAGAGAGAGAGCGAAACAGAGAGAGAGCUGUAAACAAAUGCAGCCCAGUCUUUAGAGCAGCGACACUUCUCAACUUCUAGCUAAUGCAGCUCAGCCGAGACUCCCUCCACCUUGUGCUGCUUUCAGAAUUAAUACUAAUACAUUAAUACAGUGUAUUAGAGAGAGAAAAUAGCGAGAAAAGAAGAGAGAAGGAGAGAGAGAGCCUCAGAAUGAGUAACGCGUCAAACAUGGAUGGGUACCUUGAAAGCCUGUUCGAACAGAACACCACUUUCGACUACUCAGUCUACCAGUACAAAGAAGAGUACAUCCAGUCAAACAUGGAUGUGGACCUUGGAGGCCUGUUCGAACAGAACACCACUUUCGACUACUCAGACUACCAGUACAAAGAAGAGUGCAUCCAGGUCAUCACCGCUGGUAAAUUCGUGGCUGUCUUCCUCCCCAUCCUCUGCUUUUUGCUGGUGGUCCUGGGGCUGCUGGGUAACGGGCUGGUCCUGGUGGUCCUGUGGCAGAAGAAGCGGAGCUGGAGUGUGACAGACACCUUCGUGGUUCACCUGAGUGUGGCCGACAUCCUGCUGCUGCUGACCAUGCCCCUGUGGAUGGUGGGAGCGUUGAACAAGUGGACCUUUGGAACGCCGCUCUGCAAGCUGACCAGUGGGAUCUUUCCGCUCAGCUUCUACUGCGGGAUCUUCCUGCUGGUGUGCAUUAGCCUGGACCACUACCUGUCCAUCGUUCACGGCGUGCAGAUGUACUCUCGAGAGAAACCGUUGGUGAUCCAGCUCAGCUGCAUGGCCGCCUGGUUCCUGUCCCUGCUCCUCACCGUCCCUGACUUUCUCUACCUGCAGGCCUCUAGCGACUCCAGGAAGGGAGGCAAAACGCAGUGCCUCCACUCGUACCCCUCAGACAGGAGCCGUUUAGGCUGCAGACUAAUAUUUCACGUGCUGGGCUUCAUGAUCCCGGCCGCUAUGCUGUUGUACUUCUACUCCAGAAUCCUGCUGCGGCUGCAGGCAGGCUGCCAGAGUAUUCAGAAGCGGGCAAUGCGGGUCAUCCUGGCCUUGGUGGUGGCCUUCUUCGUCUGCUGGACACCCUACAACAUCACCCUCCUGGUGGACACCUUCCAGACUGUGCCCACAGUUUCGUCAGAACUGCCUGUAACAUGUGCGCAGAGCUGGUGGACAGCGCUGGACAUCACGACGGUUCUAGCCUUCCUCCACUGCUGCCUUAAUCCUUUCAUUUACUUCAGCCUCUCCGGACAGUUCAGGCGAUGGGUCCUGACCGCUUUAAAGUGUGGCGGGUGUUCACUGGACAGUAGGGAGGCUUCUCUGUGGGAUUUGGAGCAAGCAGAAGAAAACACAUCUGCAGCACCAGAGGAGAAAGGUCCACUGCAACAAAUGAGUGACAUAGGACAGUCUACAGAAAUCCAGAAAACAGAGGAGAAACUCAAUCAGAUAACCAAUCAAACAAUCAAUCACGAUUCAGUGUGAAGGGAUUUUGAUGUGAAGGGAUUUGGCUCUUUAGACUGAAGUGCAAAAGCAAAGACCAAAAACACACAAAAUAUACUGUUUAACAGAUGAAAUCAGCUAUUAUUAAGCUUUCACAGAUGUAUCAGCAUCGGCAGAUAUCGUUUUAAGUGUUAUAUUCAGAAAUCACAUUCCAAAUAAUAUAGCGAAUAUACUGUUGUUAAGCUCCAAUGCCUUCGCAUGGUGGACUGGACCAUAUAACAUAGUUGGUCAGUUAGUAAUGAGAGGUACGUGGGUUCUUACAAGUGUAGUUAACCCAAAGGAUGUCUGGGUGAUUAUCUGGUUCAAGCACUGACUGAAUACAACCGAGAAAACAAGAGAAGUCAGAUGUUCAUUGCUAUCUUGGCAACGCAGACAAAUGAGCGGGUCAGAAGUUCAGAAGCUCUGCACCGUUAAAAUAGCAAUCUGCUAAAAUCAGAGCAUAACUGUCUCUUAAAGGUAAUAGCAAGUGACACACUGAUUUAUAAUGGCUUUUGUUGCAGCAAACUUAAAUUGCAAAACCCACAUUCAGCAUCAGAGGGCGCACUUCAGGCUGCAGAUUGUGCUUUUGUGACAUAAAAGGCUGGAGGCCGAGUGAGGUAAAGUGAGCUAGAGUGAAGAAGAGUGAGGUACAGAUCCACAGUAAAUGCACACACCAAACUAAACUAAAUCUUUUUCUGUAAAAAAAAAAAAAAAAAAAGAGUUCAGCCAAGCCAAGUUCGAGGAGUUAUCAGGAUAUCCAGGAGUAUUUUUUGCAUAUUUUUUUGCUUUUUCUCUUCAUAUUGUACAAAUCUUGCUCAAGCACCAACUGUUUUUUUUACAGUAGUUUGUAUUUGCUUCUGAUAUCUAGCUUUAGAAACUUUGAUAUUUGUUAGCCACUGCACACACUGCAGACUGUGAACUAUUAUAUUAUUUGCUGAGAACUCUCCUCAAAGCUGUAAAUAAUGUCCCGUAAUAGUGGCUGAAGCAUGCUGGGAAGAGCUCUAAUUUACAGUAGAAGUAUAACUUUUAUUGCACCAGCAACACCUUGUUCUUCUCUAAAGGUUUUUAAGUAGUUUAGCAUUCUAUUGCAAUGUUCGUACUCCAACAGUUGUGUAUUGCUAACAAUGGGGUUAUUGUGUGGCUCAUUUCAGAGCUCAAAAUAUCUCUCUUGAUAUUGCCAAAUGUACUAAAAGUUCUGAAUGUAUCCAGGCUAACAGUUAGCUAACAGUUCUGCACAGCGACACGUUCCGUUAGAGUAUCAAAGCCUCUUGUCUUUAAAAGACUGAAGCAGUAUAUGAAGCAAAAUACUGAAUAUUAAAAUGGAAAACAACCUUUAAAUAAAGGGAAAUAUUAAAUUGUUUGGCAAUAGUAACGGUCAUAAAGCUAAGAGUGCAUCCUCAUAUCAAGCUACCGUAUUUUUUGCACUAUAAGGCAAACUUGAAAUCCUUUAAUUUUUUCCAAAAAUCAUCAGUGCAUCUUAUGUAUGAAUUCUACCCGUCAGACUACCCAACAAACAGUAAAGCCACUCCGCUGAGGUACAGCGUUAUACUUUUUUUUACGUUAUAUUUUAGUUUAGUACUACAGCCGGAGCAGUACUAGCAUUAGCUGCUAACUGCUACUAGCUAAUAUCUCCCUGACUUUCCAGAACACUCAGGGUUCCUCAGUGUAGCGCUGUCGGUUAGCCGCAAAUGCUAAUGCUGCUGCACCCAACCUUAGUGGAAAUAUGGAAUUUUAAGCUUACUGUAAGUAAAUGUAAGAGCUUUACUCACCCAAGUAAACAUUUUUAGGGGAGAAAUCUGUGUAGAUUAACAUCCAACACUCGUUUGACUUCAAAGGAUUUUUUUUUAUUACAGUUUUGUUUACUUAGCUUAGCUUUACUUAACUUAACCUACCCCACCACCACACAGCGACAAGACCUGCUGAAUUAGAAGAUAAACAUGGCGACUCCCCUGUUUCUUACUAGUGUUGCUAACGCGCCUUAUAAUCAGGUGUGUUUUAUGUAUAAAAUAGACCAGAAAAUAGGCUUUUAUUGAUUAGUGCACUUUAUAAUCCAGUGCACCUUAUAGUAGUUUAUUAGGUUAGCUAAUAAGCUAAUUCAUACAAGUUUCAGAUUAUUGUAGCUACUCUACUAUUUUCAGGAAAACAAUUAAAUCAGUUACCAAGUUAACGUGUCAAUCAAUAAACCAGUAUUUUUCUUAAAUUAUCUUCAAGUUAUUUCCUAUUUGCUGGUACCUCUUGUACUUAGACUGCCAAGUUAGCAUUAUAUCCACCAAAGCAGCUAAACAGACUAUAAACUGUACUGCUAAGGAUUAGACUUAAUAUUUAAGCUUACAAAUUAAAAAAACAGAAUAUUGUGGUUACACAAAGUGACGGUUGAUUGUGUAGUGUAAAUAGAGAUGUAUUUAAGGGUUGUUUUGAGAAUCAGUAUAUCUGUAGUUAAUCAGAAGUUAGCAUUGAAGAAUUCAGAAGCUACCAGUCCUGCAGUUGUAAUUAAAUCAGGUGCUACUAUGAGCUUAAUAAUUAACCAAGUCAUUUUUUUCAACAAAAAAAGCAAAGAAAAGAAAGAAUAAUAAUAUUAAAGUACAUAUAAAAGUGGGCAAUAUGACAAUACUUGUCAUUAACCUGAUUAAUUAAGCAUUAAAGUCUUUCUGAGCAUAUUGUGGAUUAAGGCUAUUGUGUCAGUAUGUAAAAAACCUGACCAACUACAUCCCAGCUAAUACCAUUUUUGGUAUUAGAUGUUUACUGAAAGUUGCAGUUAACUUUCUUAGAAGGGUCAAUCUGUCUCUUUUUUCCAUUGGCUUCUGGCACCAAUGGAAAUUUUCCCUCAGGCUACCUUAGGUUAAUUUAUAAAUUAUAUAUUAUGAUAAACUAUGAAUAACUAUUUCAUUCACCUGACCAUAAAAUUAGAAAAAAGUAGAAUUAUUGUAAAAAGCAGAAUAGAAAAAUAAUUUUUAUAGAAAAAAUUUCCAUUUAAUCUAUUCAAACCAUGAGGUCAUGCUACGGUGAUUUAAGUUCCUCAAAAUGACAGAUAAAAAAGUUAUUUUUUUACUUGGAGGGGAAAUUUUUUAAGACAUGGUGAUUAAAAUGGUCAGUUAGCUGACUCACAUUGCGCAAUAGCUUAACAGCAUGCAGUGAUUUUAUAGCAUAAAAAGAAUUAUAAAUCCCAGUAACAAUGUAUUUUUUUAUUCUUUGUUGUGGUAUGCCAAAGACAUUUUAAAGCCGCAGUCCCUAAGACUUUUUAACUGAAACUGAAAGCAAUAGUAUUUCUGAGCUGAGAGUUGACAACAUAUUCUGUUUAAUGGUACACACUAAAAAAAGUAAGUACAGAUUUGUACUUAAAAGAGUACAAAGCUUGUCGCUGGGGCUGUACAUUAUAUUGCGGUACAAAAAAGUACCUUUCAGUGAAAGUCUUGAAAACUUUCAGUGAAAGUCCUUUUUUGUACCCAUGGUUUUUGUGCCAGUAUUACAAUUAUAAACAUUAUCAUCAACUAAAUAUGGCUCAAAAACUUGAUGAUCCAAAAUUGUCUGGCUUUCAAAUAAAAAAUGUGCAAUUAAAAUAUAUGUUGUUUAAUAGUGCAGUGAUACAGAAUACUGAAUGUACCCUUUGGCUGCAGGUUAAAUGGUACAAAUCUGUACUUAUUGCUGUUAGAAAUUAGGUUACCUAAGGUAAACUUAAAUGUCAUAUAUUAUUUAGUUUUAGUUUGUUUUUCAUUUUCCUAGUUGAUAAUGUUUACUGUAUGUCUUGGGGUAUUUUAAGGCCUGAGAAUAUGUGGAACCCAACGAACAAAAUUUUAUAAUACAAAUGAUUAAUUAAUGUGAUCUGAUCUGCAUGUUUUAAAUCCGUUUCAGGGUAAAUGCAUGUAUUGUAGUACUGUGCUCUUGGCUUGACUAAGGGGUAGGAAACAUGUUUUUGCCGUUUUUUUUUAUUUUUUAUUUUUCUGCACUUUAAAAGUGACUGUUAGAAUGACUGCAUUGGGAAAGGACUGUUCAUUAGCAUGUAAUAAUGUGUGUAUUUAUGUGUAGAAUGUUUUAUUUAUUUGUUUUCAGUAUUGUAAACAUGUAGCACUUCAUUAGAUGGGACUGAUUUUGAACAUGGGUGAUUUUUAUAAAGUUUUCGGGGAGUUUUGGUGUUGGAAUAAGUACAGCAUCAUAAUAAUGAUGAUCAGCAGCACCGUGAGGUCAUUCUCUGAGCUGUGUGUUGAGUAAGGGUCAUGUGGUCGUGUUUGAGCCUGUGCAGCAGCGCUGUUUCCUAUGUUGCGUAAGCUCCGCCUCACUGAGGCCUGGGAGAGAGGGGCUUUAUUCUGAACUUUGGUGGGAUUCCCCAGGAUUAAGAGUCGAUUGUUCUGGAAAUUUCACGUCCUUGUGUGCUUUAAAGUGGAAUUUCCAUUCUGAGACAACUUUAAUAAUUUAAUCUGCUACACUUUACAAAGGAGAACCACACCAAUGGGAAUCAAUUAAGCUUUGGGAGCUGAUUUUUGAAUGGGAGCAAACAAUGUUAUAAUUGUAUUUAAUGUACAUGCAUUUAUAUCAAAGUGUGCGAAUGUGAUUAAAGCAAGUUUUUGAUA
This is a messenger RNA of Astyanax mexicanus (Mexican tetra), 6187 nucleotides long. Its product is annotated as C-X-C chemokine receptor type 3. Lineage: Eukaryota; Metazoa; Chordata; Actinopteri; Characiformes; Acestrorhamphidae. Gene Ontology annotation, cellular component: membrane. Gene Ontology annotation, molecular function: C-X-C chemokine receptor activity. The coding region runs from base 354 to 1625 and encodes 423 amino acids. The record is from RefSeq and is a predicted model, not a curated record. Gene Ontology annotation, biological process: inflammatory response; immune response; chemotaxis. The transcript is spliced from 4 exons.